ACGCUGACGUCACGACUCAACGCACGGUGGGGGGGGUCCUAGCUCAUAGCUGCCCCUGGCAAUCGCGGCCUGCUCGCUUUGACACUAGUUUUUUAGAAUCUCUCUUUACUUUCGCUUUCAGCAGCUUCAUCAUCAUUAACGACCACGCCGUUGUACCCUGGAUUAUAAGACGCACGUUCCUCCUCUAUUCUCUCUCACCGACGUCUGGUGCGGUGCGUCAAUGUCCUCGGGCCACGUGCGCGUUUGACACGAAGCAGCAGAUAUCGAUCCGUGCUUGUUCGAGAUUCGAAGUUCCCGUGCUUGUGGAUAACUUUUGACGGCGACGAGGAUGACCGCCGACGCGCAGUUCUUGAUCACGUACCUCACGGAGGUGGAGACCUUGGCCGAGGAUUUGCUGGCGGAUAAACACCAGAUGGUCGACUUGGACAGGAAGAGGAACAGCAACAGAGAGGCUCUUCGUGCCGUGCAAGGGGGCGCAGCUGCGGAAAAAACCUGGGUCUGUUUUGGAAAUAUGUUCAUCAAAAUACCCCGAUCGAAAACAAGACAGAUGAUAAAAAAUGAUCAAGAGCAGCUGGAGACGGAGAUGACAAGGAUCCGCAGGGAGCUGAAGGUGAAGAUGAAUCGUCUGAACGAGGCACAAGGAAAACCGGAGCUAAAGGGCUUCGAUCUCGCCCCGCUGUCGCGGGAGGAAAUGCUCGCGAUCAAUAAAGUAAUUAAAGAGUGACGAAGAAGCUGUUCCCGUGCGUUUGCCCCGCGAACAUCGGCGCCGCGCGCGCUGGCUGUGAUUCCUUCCGCCAAGCCGCUCGCUAUUUUGGAUGAAACUUUUUUUCAUCAUCACCACCACAGUCGCCCAGCACGGGCCCAAAGACCCCCGAAACGCCGAGCGACCAGCAACAAACGACACGACCGAAGGGCGCGAUCUCGGGUCAGCGUUGUCGGAUGUGCCAGUGUGUACAUCGGUGUGGGGACAGCCGUUUGGUCAGUACACUGCCGGAUGAAGGCCUCCCUCCACUGUGUCGGCCACGGUUGUUUGACCAUACUUCACCACGCUUGUCAGUGCAUUUUGGUGAACGGUGAACGGAGCACAUUUCUUCUGCUGAGAAUCGCUAUUCGGGUGAACGGAGCACAUUUCUUCUGCUGAGAAUCGCUAUUCGGAUUGUGCCAUUGGCAUCACGAGAUGAAGCGCUCAUUCGAAACUCCUCGCAGAGCAGGGCAACCCCUUGGUGUUAAGAGAUUGAAUGUCGCUUGGAAGCGGAUAUCACUGAGCUACCUCCGAAUUCCCUUUGAGUUGUAUAAUCCACACGUCUAAGGAGUAUGUUUUUGUAUUCGCUGAUUUAUGCCCGAGUUCAAAAACGCAUACAAAUUUUUGUUUUAAAUAGUUAAACGGUGAUUAUAGUGAAGUCACAAUGAGUGUUGGCUAAUGUAUUGUUGCACAGUGAUUAGCGCGCUGCGCUGAGAACCCGGCGACCCGAGUUCGAUUCCCGCUCACGGCCAUUGUACACUGUACAAGCUACAUUUGACACAUGCAGAAAACAUCAAUCAUAUUUUACAUUAUUGACAAAAAAGCCUCCCGUGUGUUUAGAAAUUUACUUUGCAUUCUGUGUUCUCGAAUGACAAUAAAAAUUGAUGUUAACAAAG
This is a messenger RNA of Lethenteron reissneri (Far Eastern brook lamprey), 1638 nucleotides long. RefSeq names its product p53 and DNA damage regulated 1 (gene PDRG1). Gene Ontology annotation, biological process: protein folding. The record is from RefSeq and is a predicted model, not a curated record. Gene Ontology annotation, cellular component: prefoldin complex. NCBI's taxonomy places the organism in Eukaryota, Metazoa, Chordata, Hyperoartia, Petromyzontiformes, Petromyzontidae.